This is a messenger RNA of Anguilla rostrata (American eel), 534 nucleotides long. It is a transcript of the gene ndufa6, whose product is annotated as NADH:ubiquinone oxidoreductase subunit A6. The transcript is spliced from 3 exons. Lineage: Eukaryota; Metazoa; Chordata; Actinopteri; Anguilliformes; Anguillidae. The record is from RefSeq and is a predicted model, not a curated record. The coding region runs from base 61 to 447 and encodes 128 amino acids. Gene Ontology annotation, biological process: response to oxidative stress.
GCUUGCUAUGGGAACUGAGCAUGCGCAAAGGCCGACAGGGUAGAGAACGCAGCAACAAACAUGGCGACUACUGCGGCAACCCGCGGUGCAGCUGGCGCUGUCCGAGUCGUUAAACCAAUUUUCAGUCGAGACCUGGAUGAGGCCAAGCGACGUGUUCGGGAGCUCUACAGGGCCUGGUACCGAGAAGUGCCAAACACAGUUUCAUUAUACCAGCUGGACAUUACGGUUAAGCAGGGCAGAGACAAAGUGAGAGAGAUGUUUAACAAGAAUCGACACAUCACUGAUCCCAGAGUUAUUGACAUGCUUGUCAUCAAGGGUAAGAUGGACCUGCAGGAGACCAUACAUAUUUGGAAGCAGAAGACUCAUAUCAUGCGGUACUUCCAUGAGACUGAGACCCCUCGCCCAACAGACUUCCUGUCGAAAUUUUACUCUGGGCAUGACCCUUGAACUCUGUCACCCCUUCCCCUCAUCCUAUUUCCAGUGUAACUAGGAGUUUCCAAUUGUUGAUCUGUAAAUAUACACCAUGAUACCCGA